GUUUCUCUGGAGCACUUCCGGUAUGUGACGUGUCUGGCUCGGAGCUCCAUGUCUGCUCGGACCCGGAUGCUAAACAGUGGUCUUGUGUGGCUGUACCAGACGGUGGACUGGAGCAGUACAGCACAGUCAAGACCCACAGAAACUGUCCGGGGCAAAGAUGUUGCUGUUGCUUCUCGGAGCUUUGUUGGCGACCCGAGUUUCUGGCUUUUAUCUCCCAGGUCUGGCCCCCGUCAGCUUCUGUGAGCCCGGUAAAGAUCAGGUCCCAGAGUGUAAGGUAAAUAUGAGACCAAAAGAAUCAUCUCUGUUUGAGGUGUAGGCUAACAGCAAACCAUGUCGCAUAUAGUCGUUACAUUAACUCAGGAAAGACACUUGUGUUCAGAGCUGCUCCGAAUGGUCCUGUUCGGGGCACCGGUACCGGUACCGGGACCUUCACCAGAACAGCAGACUUUGAAACCGGAGGGGCAUAUUUGUGAUGGAGCUCAAAGCAUUAUUGUUUAUUUAUUAUCUGUGAUAGUAAACUGAUGGAUUAAUCAGGUCGUAUCUGUGACUGCUCAGAGUAUAAACCUAAAGCUGGACUUGGUUGUUGUCAUCAGUAUUAGGGUGUUGCUCAGACAUCUUCAGAACCUCAUGAGUGUGCUUUCUUCUCCUCUAGUCCACCAUUGAGCUGUUUGUCAACCGGCUGGACUCUGUGGAGUCUGUCCUGCCUUAUGAAUACACUGCGUAAGUAGUAAUGGCCUUUAUUUUUUCUCUAUACCAUAUAUACAGUAUAUGUAAUUUGUUUUUAAAAAUUUACCCCGUUUUCUGUGUCUGCAGACUGACUGAUGUUUGUGUCAAAAUAUUGAUAUACCAGUGCGAAAGAGGCUGAAUCUGGUGGUUAUGUAAAAAACAACAGCUACAAAAUUCUAAUAACAAAAACAAAUGAAACAUUAUUAGUUAUUAUUGUUGUGUUUUUAUUUGUAUCAUCAUUGUUGUUACCGUAAAUUUCUUUACAUCAAAAAUAUAAAUUAAGUACAAGUAUAUGAAAAUCCAAGGCACAUAGUUGGAAGUGAAUUUACACAGAAAUAGUCUUUUUAUGGGUUUUGGUUAAAAACACAGCGACUAUGUGAAUACAUGGUGUACCUUAUUCUGCCCUGAAAAUUAUUUAAUAGAUCUUCUUUUGUGAAGGUUUGACUUCUGCUCCGAGAAAUCAUUAAAACGUCCAUCUGAGAAUCUGGGUCAGGUGCUCUUUGGAGAGAGGAUUGAACCCUCUCCAUACAAGGUACUGUGCACCUAUAGCAGUAUUCGUAGCAUUAUGUUGAGUAUUUCCAGCUAUCCAGACACUGACUUAUUCAAACAUGGUGUGACAUACUGUCGAGGUUAAAUGUGCCAUUUAAUCAUUAUUUAAUCUGUGUAACAGGUUUAGACUAAACAAAUGUAAGUCUCUCAGUACCUCAGACUGUACAUAGCAUUAAGUAGUACUAAGAGAAUGGGUAAGUAAGCAGUGUUGCUGGAAUUGCUAUUAUUUUAAAAGUUAAACAUUUUCAUUUUCAUGUGUGACAAAGAAUUUUAGCUGCCCAAUACUUUGACUCUCCCUUGUUUUUUCUAUAACUCACAAUAAAGUUUCCAGUGGAGACUGCAUGUAGGCCAGUGUAGUAUCUGGAUUCUUCAUCUAGAUGUCAGCACAGGUAGUUUUUCCUGCUGGGCAUUGCUGCCUGUCGCACCUCUGACAGUAUGGAGUCCUUCCUAGAAUUCUUGUAUUACUGCUGCAGCAGCCAUACUGUAGGAAGGGUCAUAACAUUGUCCUUGCUGAAGUAAGCAGUGCCUGUCUCUGAUAAAACCUUAACAUACAUUGUUCAGUAUUAAUGGAGCCUUGACUCCAUAGCCAUCUUGUCCAACAGGUAAAUGUUUGCAAAUAAAGUCUAGUUGUUAACUAUAGCUGUUAAUAAGCUGCAAGCAUUAGUGGUGAGCAGGAUUUUCGUAAUCUGUCAUUUCACAUGUUGUUGCAGCUGUUUGUUUUUCUAGCUGUAUUAUAAUUAUAAAAGAAUAACCCCGCAGUACAGGAGCAGCUGCCUAAAUGGGUUAGAUGCUUCCCACUUCACAAAAAUCCACACUAAACCAGGAAAGAAUAGUUAAUCUGUGUUUAUGUGUGCAGUUUCUGUGGAUAUGGAAACCAUGUUGAAGGUGAGGUGUUGAAAUGAAUUUUUUGAUAUCACAUUGAUUCCCUUGUUCUUUUAUAAACUUGCAGAAAUGCAUGAAUGUUAUCUGCGAUGAAAAAGUCAGUGAAGUGCCAAAGCCCGCUCACUCUAACCUAGCUUCCUGUUUUUCAGUUUGAGUUCAAGAAACCUGCAGUGUGUCAGAAGGUGUGUACCAGAACCUACGAUGCAAGCAGUCCAUCAGACAAAGCCAAACUGGACUUUCUGAAGAAAGGCAUGUUACUCAACUACCAGCAUCACUGGUAUGAGACUGAGAACUCAGUGAGACACACAAAUGUAAACCUAACAAUCAGGACCUGUUCAGUGAGGUCUUUGAUACAGAUGCACACCAAGGUUAAGAGCUUUGGAGUAGUUAGUGGUCUCAGUGUAGUAUUUGUGACUCUCUGACUUGGGUGUGUAUGUGUUUGCUUAGGAUUGUGGACAACAUGCCUGUCACGUGGUGCUAUGAUGUUGAAGAUGGACAGAAGUUCUGUAAUCCUGGUUUCCCCAUAGGCUGUUACAUCACAGAAGCAGGUCGACCAAAGGAUGCAUGUGUGGUCAAUGUGAGUGAAUCCUUUUUUAUCAGUUAUCAAAACAUCACAUGUCUAUCUGUGCAUAAACACAACCACACUUUAUGAGUGAGGAGCUGCUCCACCCUCAUCUCAAAUAUUGAUGAAUAUUGGCUGAAUCAUCAGCCUUAGGUCCUAAGGUACAGAACUUAUUCUUCAUGCUGUUGUUACACAGCUCAGGUUUUUUUUUCACAUUAUCAGGCUGGAAUAGCACAGUCUUCUCUGAUAAGGGAUUCAUCAACUAGGCAGCAUAUGUUGAAACCUUUAUAUAAUGUUCAGUAUUAACAAGGCAUCCACAAAUCUGUUUAUUACCCAUGCCAUGAGCAAGAAUGCCAGCUUAUGCUAAUAAGCUGAAUAACAAGCUGAAUAAACUAUGAUUUCUAGAAUCCUACAGCUUUAUGUUGUAUUUUUCUGAAAUAGUUGAACUUUAGCCAGCACAGUCAUUCAUGUUGUGGUCAAGCAAGACAAUAGACAUCAAUAAAAAAAUUUAAGGACAGCGUUAAAUUAGACUGGGAGUUAAUGGUAGUAUAAAUAAAUCAUUUUGGAGUGAAAUAAACCCAUUUUCAUUCAUCUUACACUUGCUAACAACACCUAAUUUACAAAAAAUGCUUUUAAUUUCAAACUCAUGGUUUUUGUUUUUCAGUCUAACUUCAAUGAAAAGGAUGCCUUUUACAUCUUUAAUCAUGUGGAUAUCACCAUCCACUACCACAUUGUUGAGCAUGAGCAGCUCGGAGCCAGAUUGGUUGCUGCCAAGAUUGAACCCAAAAGGUAAUCAAUGACAGUUUUUUAGCUUGGUUUUUCAGUUGAUGAACCUAUGUUCACAUAUUGUCCAGUUGGACACACAUUUGCAGAUGCUGUACAGUGUUUUCCUAACAUUAAUUUGCCGCUGCUGAAUGAAUGUAGGGGAAACACUGCUAUAUCUUGAAAAAAAUUCAACCCAAAGAUUGGUUUUAUAAAAACAGAUCUCAAUUCACAAAUCCAGUUUUAGGGGUCUUUGAUCAACAUGCACUUCAGUUAUUUUCCACUUUUUCUGUCCAGCUAUGAAAACCCAAAUGAAGACAGUCCUGAUUGUGCUGGAGGGCCAAAGUUCCUGAAAAACAAACACACCGGGGUGUUCAAGAUCCCGUAUACCUACUCAGUGAACUUUGUGGUGAGUACAGUCCUGUGGCUACAGGUCUAUAUACUGUUUAUACUAUAUACAUAUAUCGGAAGAUGUUGGGACGACAUGGGUGGAUAAAUAAACAAAUUGAAGAUAUAGCUCAGUGGAUGAAUGGGAAAAUGUACAUUAAAAUGGAUUAAUUUUGAUGGAUAGAUUAAUUGGUGAAUAAAAUGAAUGGUUGACUGACUGAAUAGAUAAAUGAAUAAAUGAAAAACUGAAAAGAUGGAUGGACUGACAGAUGUAUAAAUGAUGGAUAGAUAACUUAAAUAGGGAUAGAUGAAUGCACAGCUGGAUGGGUAAUAACUGAAUGGAUGAUGAAUAGAGGUACAAUGGCAUAAAGGUGAAUGAAUGGGUGGGUGGGUAGUUUAACAAAAUGAGGAAUAAAUGUAUGAAUAAUGAAUUAAAUAAUGUUAAGAGUUAUUAAAAAAAAACAGCGUGUCUCAGAGCGUCUUUGCUGACAACAUUGGCUCACAGACACGAAUGGGUGAUGUACUUCAUAAAUAGGUGAUAGUAAGUAUACUGUAGAUAGCAAACAUGAGAUGUUUAUACUUUUAUCCCUAUCCCUAUUUAAAGAGGCAAUAAGAUCGAUGAAUCAUGUAAUUUUAGUCAUGAGAAAAACUGAAGUGUGAUGGGGCAUUUACACACUAACAGAGAAAUGUUUGUGUGUCCAGGAGGACAAGAGUAUCCGCUGGGCAUCUAGAUGGGACUACAUCCUGGAGUCAAUGCCUCAUACAAACAUCCAGUGGUUCAGGUAGAGCGAAUACAAUGACACACAGUAUUCAACUCGUUCGACACUGACAUGAAUAAUGUCUCAGGUUAUUCAUAUGUCUCCUGUAUGAGUGAUCCUUGAAAACAAAAAAGAUUAGAGUAACAGUGGUGUGGAGAUCCAGAAGCCUGCAAUUGGCCUCUCUAUGGCAAAACUCUGGAAUGGUACUGUGUGAUGUGUUGGACAUGAUCCAGAUGAAGAGGCAGUGAUUAGUGUCUUCAUAUUUGGCCUCACUAGCAUCAUGAACUCGUUGGUGAUUGUGCUGUUCCUGUCUGGGAUGGUGGCCAUGAUCAUGUUACGAACUCUUCAUAAAGACAUUGCCAGAUACAAUCAGAUGGACUCUGUGGUGAGUAGCUCUUUUGUUUUCUUUGGCUGAUAGGAGCACUUUUGAACUGAGAUGCAUUCACAGGCUGAAAAUUUACAAAGCAAUGAUUAUCUUCUUAAACGUCAGACAUUAUCACACAGGGCAGCCAUGUCUAUGCCGGAACAUUAAAUGUAAGAUCAUAAGGGGUCUCACAGUGUCGGUGUAAUCAUACCUGCCCUUGUGUUUCAUUCUAUAGGAGGAUGCCCAGGAGGAAUUUGGCUGGAAGUUGGUACAUGGAGAUGUUUUCCGCCCUCCGAGAAAGGGAAUGCUGUUGUCCGUAUUCCUCGGCUCUGGGACCCAGAUCUUCAUAAUGACCUUUGUAACCCUUUGUAUGUAUUUAUAUCCUGAAGAUGUCUUUAAGAAUUAGCAGUGAAAACCAUCUGGGGAGAACUGGUUCCAUCUUAUGACAACAGACCCUCAUAGUUUACAAAUCCCUUUCACAAAUUUGAUCCAGAGAUUGAGAUGAAAGUCUGUUUUUCCCAGUUUUCAAAGAAAGAAAAUUGUUUUAAAUCAGAACAUUUUUAUGUCUUUAAUGUGAGUACAGAUGCUCAGGUGUACUGCCAGAAGCAGAGACAUUAAAUAUGAAGUGAGGCUUUUUUCAUAAGCUUGCUUGACAGAACCUGAAACUCCAGUCUUGGUGUAUGACAGUGGUUGUCAGCUCUAUUUGAACAACCAGGCCCCAUGAGCUUCCUGACAAAAUUAGAUGUUGAAGCACUGUUUGAGUCCUCACUACAUUAAAUAGGCUAGUAGGACUGUAAGCAGUAGUCAGGUUGUUAUCAUAACAGAUUGAAGAAAGCAAAAUGUUUAAGCGUGGUGGAAACUCCCUGCAUGUAUAAAAUCUCAAAUGUGCAUCAGCCCAAGACUGCAGACUGAAGGACAAGGAGACUAUUAAGCUCUGUCUUUAUUUCAUAUUUAAGCGUUCUUUCUUUGAUGUCACAUAUUGUAAAAGUUUGUAUUUUUUUAUUCUGGUAAUACAAGCUAAAGUGAAUACUUUAGAAGGAACAGAAUUAUCUAAGAGUGUGUGACCAAAGAAAUCCCUGCUGGCCAUACUCCACAGCACAGGGUGUUUCCCAUUGGAAGAUUCAACACAUUUAGCCUCUCUGGUCAGUCUUAUCAUACACUAACAUCCCAUCCCACUUACCCUCAGGGAAAGUAGUAUUAGUUCUCUUGGCUCAGUUUUUGUGCGGUCCAGAAACAGGUCUAGUCUUACCUGUCUCUUUGUUCAAAUGUCACUGUGCUUUCUCUCGUGAGCAGUCUUAUUUCCUUUUUUAUCUGAAAUUUUCUGUUGUGCUUUUUUAAAAAGAGUUUUUUUCAUUUCGGACCGAACAACAUCAAAAGUGUCAUAACUUUAUUGUUAUUGCCCAAAGAAAUCUCAGAUAAUGCCUUACUUACUCUAUUAUCAACUGUGUAACAUACCCCCCCCCCCUUUAGUCUUCGCCUGUCUUGGGUUCCUGUCUCCAGCAAACCGAGGUGCCCUUAUGACCUGUGCUGUUGUUCUCUGGGUUCUUCUGGGAACCCCUGCUGGAUUUGUUGCUGCUCGCCUCUACAAAUGUAAGUGAGAAAAUGAACACAAGACAAAAUGUUAACUGGGAAAUUUGGAGGAUUCAUCAAGGGCGGGGCUGAAGUUUAAUUGAUCUUGACAGUUACUGGAAAAUGACUCUAGAGGACUAAAUCUGGUUGAUCUUUAAAUGAAUGAAUUGCAGAUGAUUAAAAAACCUCAAAGAUGUUAGUAUUGAAACGCAAUUGGUUGAAGAUUUGGUAAACACAUGAAUUGAAACAAAGAAAGUACAUCAAAUAUUUAAUUGGCACAUUUAAGUGUUGAAUGAAAAAAAUCAGCUCGUUUAAAUUUGAAGUCUGCAACAUGAUUCAGAGAAGCUGUAACAGAAGCAAGUUGCUAAACAGGCAGGCCAGUUUAGCAGCAGGACUGUUCCGCCGUGCUGACAAGGCGUUCCCAAGCACAAUUUGGUAUUUUGGUGAGCGGCGCAGCCUGGCGUAAGUAUCCCCCCUCCCUAACUCAGCUCCUUCCAGCGGCGUAAGUCGUAGCGAGGGAGGAGAGAGGGCGUGGAGUGGGUUUAACACAGCCGAGACCUGUAUGGACCAAUAACAUCAGCUCCUCCCCUCGCCUUUAAAUCCGCCGCCGGUGAGGCGUAUUACAAUUUUCGUGCAGUAGUCAAAGAGAUCAAGAGAUGUCUGAAGACAGUAAUGCCACAUGAUGGCGACAGAAGGCAGCCCCUUUACAAGAGUCACUGUAAACACUGCAGAGGGCAACCUUCACACUCUCUCAUAUGAGCACAGAUGGAUUUGGUGUGUUUAAUGUUGGACCCACUGGUAAGACAAACAUCCUUUCCACAAAUAAGGACACUCACAUAAAGUUGCACAUAUUCAAACCUCACGUGACAAAGGUGGGUUGUGCGCAGAGAUCACAACAUAAAUUCCAAAAAUGGCAUUGAAAUCGGAACCAUCUCUGCGUAAAUGACGCAUCGCGCUCCGUGGCCUGGCUCUAUCUUUCAUUGAUGUUGGCAUAUAAAAUGAAUUUGGCUCACAAAUAUGGAUAUUAUAAUAUUCGUAUGUAGGCUUAAAGUAAAUAGCUCAUCUGAUCACUGAAACAAAUCAUCUGUUCAGCUGCCGCAGCAGCAGGUGCAGCAGGAUGGGGAGAGGACACGGAGACAUGUCCAGGUCGAGCUGCGCAAAAUAAGAGCAAGCGGAAGAAAGAAAAGGAGGGAGACGAAUUACAUAUCUUGUUAACUUCAUCAUGUGUGUCUAUUUACUAGACAUUUAAUUUAAUUUAAUGCGGUUUCAGCUGUGUUGAUUCGGUCAGGUUGUGUGUCCAAACGCGUGCCAAACGCACUCAUCAGAUCAGAUAUAGAUCAGAAUAUAUCUAUAUAGAUCUAAAUGUAUGUACUGACUCAGAUUAUUAGUUGUUGAUGAUUAUUUAUUUCACUGAAAUGUACCUGACACUGUGGAAACCUGCUGGUGAGGCAUCGGUGACGUAUGCCGAUACACCGCCGGUCUACCAAAAUACCACUAGACCAGCUGCGCUCUGCCUGCGCUGAAAGCUGACCAGGUUUGAAUCGGCGAGCUUUCAGCGCACUUUACACGCCACUGGCGAGCACGAAAAUGUCACUGCACCAGCUGAUUCUGUCGACACCUCCCUCUGCCACGCCCAGCUUGGCGGACCUUGGUGCGCCUCAGUCUACGAAAAUACCAAACUGGCUGUACGCCGGGCUCCGCCAGACAAAAAUACCACUGCGCGGGGUCCGCCACCCUCCGCCGACUCACCGGCAGACACGAAAAUAGAGCCCUUUGUCUGGAUGGCAGCAGAUGUUGCUCCAUUUUUAUUUAGCGUUAAGAAUGCUGCCUCUGAUGUGUAAGCUUCCUGUGCCAUGGACAGUUAUUCAUCCUAAUGCUAUUAUGGAUGCUGGCUUGAACCGUGUACUGAUAAGAAGCCAGUUGGUCCCUGUAAUCUUUCGAGAAGAGGAUUCAAUGUUCAUAAAUGACUGCAUUUGUUAGUGUCGGCACAGUUUUUCCAGUCCAGAGUCAUGUCUAUAAUGCAGACCAGCUGAGGAACUAAAAAUCACAACCAACAUCAGUUUUUGGCUCUGUUCCUUUAUACAGAGUUCUUUGUGUAUUCUUUAAUAUUUUUUUUACUGAGGAACUUCAUUGAAUCUUUGCUCACACCGUCUCUCACUAAGUGAAGAGCUCACUAAGUGAGAUUUAGCCUCUCUGAAUGCCCUUUUGUCCCCAAUCAUGAGACUGUCUUGCAGUUUAACUUAGUUUGUAGAGAAACACUCCUCCAGUAGUUUUUGUGCAUUACAAAACCUAAAACAUGUUGCUAAAUUUUCAUUGAAAUAGAAAAAAAACUGUUACAACAGUUGAUAUGCUGUCUUUGCAAAUUUUCCAGUCAAACGUGUUUUUAAUGAUUUGCAAACCAUCAAAAUUUGUUUUAUUAACAUUUCACAGAGUGUUACAACUUUUUGUAAUCAAAACAGUGAAUGUGGAAAAUUUCUUGCUACGGUUGCAGAGGGACAGUGUUACAGUUAGCAUACUCUUUCUCAAUCCACCGAAGGUAGUUCAAUUCAAGCACACAAGAGGAGACAGCAUGGAUAAAAAAGCUUCAAGGCUGAUCAGGUACAGGUGCUGAGAGAUGAUCCACAGAGGACAAGCAGUUUGUCUAAAGACAGUUAGUUUUGGUUUUAUCAUCUUUGUUAUUAUGAAUAUGUUUGCAUUAUUGUGAUGAUCAUGAAUAAACUGAUAUCAUCCCUGCAGCUAGGCUUUGAUUUCAGCCCUGCCCUUUGCUGUCUGUCUGGUUCAUCUUCAUGUGCCAGCGCUCAGUGAAUUCAGAUUCAAAGAAUUGUUCUGUUUGAAUGGGAAAAAAAAGUGUACACUUUUGUUUUGCUUAUUCGCCAGCUUUUGGAGGUGAGAAGUGGAAGACCAAUGUUCUGCUGACAGCCCUACUCUGUCCAGGGUAAGUCUUCUACUCCAUCACAACAACUUAAUCCUGAUAUCUUUGAUUAACUAACUCAUGGCAGUCUCUCACUGUCUCUGCUCAGGGUGGUGUUUGCAGAUUUCUUUGUGAUGAACUUGAUCCUGUGGGGUGAAGGGUCUUCAGCAGCCAUGCCAUUUGGCACCUUGGUGGCCAUUUUGGCUCUCUGGUUCUGCAUCUCAGUGCCACUGACCUUUGUUGGAGCAUAUUUUGGCUUCAAGAAGGCUGUGAGUAAAUGACAGCACUUACUACCUAAUAUGAUCUGUUUUUGAUGGUGGUUGUGUCAAAUCAGCUGUGGUUUGAAUAGACUGUGAGUAAUCAGACAGCUGAUAGUUGUGGAGAAAUACAGCUGAUUUAGAUGUUGGAGGAGCCUUUAAUUCAAAAAAGUUGUGCUUGGUGAACGUGUUAGCUCCAAUCAUUUUGAUAAUUCAGUAUCUACCAACCCAGAAGUCUGAUUCUUUUCGCUUUGACUGUUUGUUUCAGGGUAUUGAACAUCCAGUGCGGACCAAUCAAAUUCCUCGACAAAUUCCAGAGCAGUCGUUUUAUACUAAGUCCUUCCCUGGUAUCGUCAUGGGAGGAAUCCUGCCUUUUGGAUGUAUAUUUAUCCAGCUGUUCUUCAUACUAAACUCAAUCUGGUGAGGAGGAGAAGGAGGAAAGGUUCUGGGUGGGAUUAUAUAGCACAUUAGACUAUAGAUUGACACUCAGUGUUAGCUAGAAGUUGAUACCAACAUCUGCAGUCCACAUAACAAAGCAUUCUUAAGUGUCCACCCCACUGUGUUUGUCACUCAGUACUAUAGUCAAAUAGCGGGGCGGAUAAUAGCAUAUUACAGGAGAAUCGUUCACUUGCGGAUAAAAGCACUAAAAUUGGCACACAUACUCCUUGGGAGUUGCUCUUUUGAUAUUUCCGUCUGGCCAAAUGAAAAUUCAAGAUGGCAGCCAUUUUUCAAGAUGGCCACCAUUGAAAAUACAGUAAUAUUGCAUUUUGCAAUACAAUCCUAAAAACUUGUCCUAUUUGGAUGAACUUGGUGUCUAAUCAUACAUUUUCCACUAUGCAGAAUCCAAAUUUGGACCCAUGGACUUACUUACUGGCUUCCUUGUACCAUAUUUCAGUCUCAGAAUCCUAAUAUUCUGGUAUUUAUGAAGUUUACAUUAUGUCCGACUUGGGUAAAAUGGUUGGUAACCUAUAUCUUAGUGUUGUUAGAGGUUUAGUGUGUGUGUGUGUGUGUGUGUGUGUGUGUGCGCGUGCGUGCGUGCGUGCGUGCGUGUCGACGAUGCAAGGUUGGACAUGUUUGCCCGGAAGCAGAGGCCGUACGAAGCCAUUCCUCCAACUUGAUCAGCACUUAAGCAACAUGUCAUGCGUGCAUCCUACCAAGCGGGCUGCAUCUGGAGUCAGUCAAUAGUAUGUCAACCAGAAACACAUCGUCCUGCCAACUGGGGCUGGACCAAGAAAGAAGAUCUGUGGCAGAUUGUUUGGACAGAGCUCCCACCCAUUGCAGAGAGUUGCUAGCAGCUGGCCAAGUGUGGAUGCAAGUCGGAAUGCUGCGGUCGAUGCAAAUGCUACUGCUUUGGUCUGACCUGCACGGCACUUUGCAGCUGCAGGUGUGAGGUUUAGAAACGCUGUAGUAAAAGCCUACUCAUCCAAACAGCCUACAUGUAAAAAAAAAAAGAAAAAAAAAAAACUUGCCUCGGUGGGAUCACUACCUUAUCGUGGUGAGGCAGUUUGUGUGUCUCCAUGACCCCUAGAGCUAUGCCGACUGGAGUAUUGUACUCUUGGCAGGGUCACCCACGCCAAACAGCUCGAAGGAUAGAGACCAGACAAAGAGUGAUCCCAUGGUGCUACCAUGCAUUUUAGGUGAAAUUCAAAUUUAUCAGAAUAUUAGGAUUCUGGGACUGAUAUGUGCAGUGAGGACACACCCUUGCCCCCCCCCCCCCCCCACACACACACACACACACACACACACACACACACACACACACACACUGACAGCACACACUAGACCUCGAACAACACUAAGAUAUAGGCUACCAACCAUUUUGCUCGAGUCUCACAUGAUGUAGACCUAAUUAGGAUCAGAAUAUUAGGAUUCCGGGACUGAAAUAUGGUACAAGGAAGCCAGUAAGUAAGUCCAUGGGUCCAAAUUUGGAUUCUGCAUAGUGGAAAAUGUUUGAUUUGACACCAAGUUCAUCCAAAUAGGACAAGUCUAUGGGAUUUUAUUGCAAAAUGCAAUAUUACUGUAUUUUCAAUGGUGGCCAUCUUGAAAAAUGGCCGCCAUCUUGAAUUUUCAUUUGGCAAGACGGAAAUAUCAAAAGAGCAACUUCUAAGGAGUAUGUGUGCCAAUUUUGGUGCUUUUAUCCACAAGUGAACGAUUAUUACAGUUAUCUGCCCAGCUAAAAGCCAUGUACCUGAGUGGGCUUUGCUAAUACUGUGCAGCAGCAGCAGCCUCUGCCAACAGGGUAUGAAUGGAUGAUGGUGGUAUGUAGUUGAAAAGCUCUUCAAUAGUUGUAACACUAGAAAAGCAGAUUAGACAUAGGUUAAGGAAAACAUUCUCAGCAGUGUUUACUUUAGGCCUCAGGACCCCAUCACUCCUUAAUGUCAAGCUGUGACCAAAAUCGAGAACAUUUUCACCUUCUAAAAUGUAUUUCCAUUUAAAAAUGGUGCUGAACAUGACAACACACACACGCAUGCACGCACAAACACACACACACACACACAAAAUAAAGUUAAAUCAUAAACCUAAAUGGCCAGCAGGUGGCGAUAAUAAAGAGGAGAAUGUUUCCUUUUACACACAACAAGAUGCUUUUGAAAUGAAAUUAAAAAGUCCAUCUGAAGGACACCAUGUUUCAGGAAUGUAUAAAUACUGAACAGCUCUUUGUUACCAAUAUUAAAUAAGUAGAACUUAUCAGCCAUUGACCACAAGGCUGUUUUGUUAUGUAUUGUUGUACCUUCACCUCUUACAACAUAGUCAGAGGUUCUUUCUCCCACAAACAAGAAAAAGAAAAAUUUCAUCUGUUGAGAUCAGUUUCAAAAUCACCCAAAUCUUUGUAGCUUUGGCUGAGCGCUCAAUUACGGAAUAAUUCACAAACACUGUACCUUUAAAACUAUUCAGCUACUUUUUCUAAUAAGACUGACAUAAAAUCAGAACAUUUCAAUAGCACCCGUUUUUAACCAAUUCAGUUUGUCUUUGUGCACUUGGUAUUAUCGCCACUUGCUGUUAAUGAAUAGUGUGAAAAGAUGACAGUCUGCUGCAUAAACAUUUCCCUUCAAAAUAAAAGCACAGGGUCUUAGUUCUUCAUUUUCUUUGCCCAGUCAGAUGCCUGCGACCCACUUUUGGGUCACGACCCAUCAGUUGAGAACCAAUGCUUUAGACAGGCUGACCUUAACUUGCAUCUAAGGCUUGUAUCAGUGGUGUCUCCUUUGACCCUAUGACAGUGACUUCUCUGUCCUCCAGGUCCCAUCAGAUGUACUACAUGUUUGGCUUCCUCUUUCUCGUCUUCAUCAUUCUUGUUAUCACCUGCUCUGAGGCCACCAUCCUACUUUGCUACUUUCACUUAUGUGCUGAGGUAAAAAGCAGUUCAUUACCCUUCAAAUAACAGACUGUGUUUUUUUAAUAACAAAAUGAGUCACUAAGUAUCCAUGAACAACAGUAGCUGGACAAAAGGCAGUUUUUGGAAGUUAUUGCUGCUACAUUAUUUCCACAGAACUGUAGAUUAGUAGUAGUAGUAGUAGUCAUUUAUUCAGUCAUGACAACACCAAAUAUUGUACACAAUAUUGACAUUUCACACAAAAUCACUAAAUCAAGAAUCAUAUGUUGGAUAUUGACUGAAAAGGCAUAGGCAGAAGCAGCUUAUAAAAGCCUAUCCUGUAUUGUCAACUUUUUAGGCUACUGACCUCCAGAAAAGCAAAGAAACCACAACAACAGAUAAUUAAUCGCACUUAUAAGCUUCAAAAUUGGCUGUACAAACGGUUUUGUUGAAAACCAAAAACGAAUUACAUGUUUUUAGAUUUAUGUUAGAAUCACUUCAGAAUUUAACUCAUGUAAUGGAGACACAUUUCCUCUUCAAACCUUUUUUAGCUUUUUGUACAGUAAAUUUGCAAGCACCUCUGAGGUUGUACGGACUGUCCUGAAUUGAAAAGAACCUCUGUAUUGAGUCAGGGAGCAUUUUUGAUUUCGCUCUAAACAUAAUUUGCAUUAUUUCAUAAUAAAACAGAUCAUAAAAUUUAAUAACAUGGGAAUUUAGAAAAAGUGGCUCCGUGUGAUUAAAAUAAUCACUUAUUGAUAAUAUGUAUAGCUCGUUUUUGCAGUUUGAUUAUUAAAUUUAUAGUGAUUUUAAAGGUGGAUCCCCACAGUUCCACUCAGUAAGAUCUAUAGGAAACAAUCGAUGAGUAGUAGAUCAAAUGCAAGGCCUUGGAAUUCAAUGCUUUUCUCGAUUUGUACAGGAUUGCAAGUGAUUUUGAAAUUUUCCCUUUAAUGUAUUCAAUGUGUUGUUUCCAUGUUAAAUUUUGAUCAAUGACAACCCCAAGAAAUUUAGUCGAAGUAACUCUUUCAAUGUGAACAUUACAGAUUCUUAAUUUAACAUUACAAUCACUUUCAUUUAGAUUCCCAAAAAACACAUAUAUAUAUAUAUAUAUAUAUAUAUAUAUAUAUGUAUGUGUAAUUUUUUUUUAAUAUAUAAAGAUAAUUUAUUGGUAUCAAACCAAGUCUUGAGAUUUUCCAGCUCCAUUUCUACACAACACAAAAGUUCCUUUAAAAUUCUUACCACAGCAAAACAAAUUGGUAUCAUCUGCAAAUAUUACAUUUAAAAAGAAAUAUGUUACAUUGCAGUUGUCAUUGAUAUAAAGAAUGAACAGUACUGGACCAAUCACUGAUCCUUGUGGUACACCACAUGUAAUUUUUGUCAGCAAUGACAUAGUAUCAUUAAUUUGUACACACUAUUACCUAAAUAACUUUCUAGCCAAGAAUAAACAACCCCCCAUAUUCCAUACAUCUCUAAUUUCUUCAAUAACUGUUUGUGAUCUAUGGUGUCAAACGCCUUCUGCAGAUCAGUAUACAGACCAACAGAACAUUCACCAUUUUCAUUUGCACUUGCUAUUUCUUAUACCAUUUGCAUUACUGCAAAAGCAGUAGUUCUGUUUUCUCUGAAUCCAUAUUAAUUUUCACUUAAUAGUUUAUUUUUAUGAAUGAACAAAUUUAAUAGUUUCACAAACCAUUUCUCAAAAAUUUUAGAAAAUCGCGGCAAGAGUGAUAUUGGUCUGUAAUUUUCCAUGCAUCUUCAUUUUUAUGAAUUGGGAUCACCUUUGCUAUCUUCAUGUUGUUAGGAAAGAGUCCUUUUUGAAAAGACAGAUUACAAACAUAGGUCAUGGGUCUGACAAUAUAAUCAAUAACAGCUUUAAUAAUUGCUGUAUCAAUGGAAUGUAUGUCAAGUGAUAAUUUUCUUACGAUUUCAAUGAUAUCAGUUUCAUGUACCCCACUUAGAAACAUAGAACUAGCAUUAGUUUUGAUCAAACUAUUAAAUAUAUAUUUGUUGUCAUCAGAUACAGUAAUCUGUUUUGCCAAAAAAGCUCCAACAUCUACAAGAUAGUCAUUGAACUCGUCAACAGUAUUUUUUAAAUCAUCCACUUUAUUAUUUACUUUAUUUAUUAAAAAAUCUUGAAGAUCUGAAUUAUUGUUUUUAUUCUGAAUAAUAAAUUUUAUUUAAAGGCGCCUUUCUGACACUCAAGGUCAUCGUACAAAUCACAUUAAAAACAGCAUAAAACAUUUAAAACACAUUUAAGAACAGUAUAAAUAAAUAAAUAAGUAAAUAAGGAAAGACAAAAGAGACAGAGAAAUGGACAUUAUGGUGGAUAGACAGUUCUGAACAGAUGUGUUUUGAGUCUUGAUUUUAAAAGGGUGAAAGAGUCAGUGUUCCUGAGAUCGGGCGUUAAUGAGUUCCAGAGCCGGGGAGCAGAGCAGCUAUAUGAUCCCAUGGUGUUGAGGUGGGCGGGGGGGACAGACAGGUGUAUGGAGGAAGAGGAUCUGAGGCCGCGGGAGGGAGUUGUAACGUGGAGGAGAUCAGACAGAUAUGAAGAGGCGAGGUUGUGGAUGGCCUUAAAUGUAAGGAGGAGGAGAACUUUGAACUGGGUGCGGAACUGGACCGGGUGAUGUUGCGUAGCUGGAAGUGGGCAGUCCGGGUAAUGUUAUUGAUGUGGGAUUGAAAAGAUAGUGUACUGUCCAGGAAGACACCCAGGCUCUUGACUUGGGGGGAGGGUGAAACAGUGGAGUUGUCGAUAGUGAGAGAUAAGCUGUAGGUUUCUGAUAAGGUGGAUUUGGUGCCAAUGAGGAGGACCUCGGUUUUAUUGCUGUUUAAUUUCAGGGAAUUUUGGGUGAACCAGUUUUUUAUUUCAGUGAUGCAGUCAGUAAGGGAGGUGGGUGGGAGAGGGGGAGGGUUUGGUGGUGAGAUAGAGCUGGGUGUCAUUGGCAUAACAGUGAAAAUGGAUGUUGUAUUUACGGAAGAUAUUGCCAAGGGGAAGGAGGUAGAUGAUGAAGAGUAGGGGCCCCAGGACAGAGCCCUGGGGCACACCAGAGGUAACAGGGGAGGGGGUGGAUUUGAGGGACUUGAGUUGGAUGUAUUGAGUGCGGCCAGAGAGGUAUAAUGUGAACCAGUUCAGCGGGGUGUUUCGGUUAAACAGAGGAAGUCCAGUUUAUUGUCAGUGAUGAUGUCCUGGAUGAGUUGUCCCUUGUUGGUCAGUGAGCAGAUGUUGAGAAGAGCGAAGUUGAGUGAGGAGCUGUCAGAGCAGGUGGAGGUGUUAGAGGACCGGGCUAGGUGGGCUAACACACUGUGUUUAACAGCCCUGCUGGUGGAGCUUGGAGGGUGAUGAGAAGUGGACCAGAUGGAUGUAAUUGCUGUUGAGCAAGAAGGAGUAGGAAGGUGUGGCAUUGAAGAAGAAGAGGCAGAUGGGGGAGGAGCCGGCUCGGCCGUGGGGGAGAAUAGUCACAAUACAAUACAAUUCAAUGUAAUAUAAUAUAAUAUAAUAUGAUUACCUUCGAAGUUUUUCGUAUGUUAUUUUUACUGUCCUCCAACAUUUUACCAUAGUAUUCCUUUUUUGAGUCCUCAUAAUGGUAGUUAGUUGAGAUUUUAUGUCCUAACAAUCUGUUAGGACAACCCUGCCUCAUACUUUGGAGUCCUUUUUGUGACAGUGAAUGAAGCCCAGGCAGGCUGACCCCCCAAAUUAAAGAAAAUAACUAUCAUCUUUCCUGGUGGAGUACUUUUGUGUGGCCAUUAAAGAACAGAUCAGCACAUUUUGCACAGUGCCAUCCAUUUUUUGCAGGCACUGUAAGAAAAUCAUCCCAUUUUAUGUUGAUAACUCUACAGUUCCUCCUCUCUUACAUUCAUGAAUGAGGUGGCUGAAAUGUUGGGAAUAGCUCUCAAUAAAAAGCUGCAUAAUCUUUAUAUGUUGGCUAAUGAAAUAAUAAUCAAGGAGAACAUUUAAUGAAAGCAAAAUAUAUAAAAGGAGCAUUUUUUCUGUGUUGUGAGCACAUGGGGGAUAGGGGGGAAUAAGGGGGAUUGAAAAACUAAAACUUUAACAGCUUCAUGCUUUUUUUGUUCACCUGCUUUUGAUGAAUGAGAAACUUUGAUGAUAAAAAUGUUGAGCUUAUUUUAGUGUUUAUCAAGGUGAGAAAAAAGGGAUGUAGUGGCAGAAACAGACAUUUAUUCAUUUGUCAUCAGGUUAACUCUGACUAUGUAUCUCCGUAUCACAGGACUACCAUUGGCAGUGGCGGUCCUUCCUAACCAGUGGUUUCACUGCUGUUUAUUUCCUGAUAUAUGCAAUUCAUUACUUCUUCUCCAAGCUUCAAAUCACUGGACUGGCAAGCACAAUCCUUUACUUUGGAUACACCAUGAUCAUGGCUCUGAUCUUCUUCUUAUUCACUGGUAUGUAUCAAAGACAGGGUCUAUGAAGUUUGAUGUUUUUUUGUUUGUUUGUUUGUUUGUUUUUUUGUGUCAAAAUGCAAAAUGAUUGUCUUUAUUUACUAAGAACAACACCUGAUGUGAGAAAUUUGGCUGUGCAGAUGCAUGGCCUUUUGGAGCAUUUUACAUAAUAUUUCAUAUUAGUCUGUAACCUCCUAUCUGUGUGCUGUAUGUGUUAGAGGUGAAAAGCUGAAGUUACUGAUGUUAACAUUAAAGAUCCAGGUGCCCUGGCCCACAGCCCCCUCAAUCAGUAAAAAUGUCAGACUGAGCGGUGGUUUUGCACAUCAAAUCUUUAAACUGUGUUCAUAAAGACCUUUUAACAUUAACUUCAAUUAGAGUAACACGAGCUUAAGUGGCUAUUUGGUUAACUAGCUCCAGGUGAGAAAUGAAAAACCUCUGAUAGUAGUGACAAAGUUUACAGUUACUCUCUCAGAAAUCAAGUCAUGAGAACAAGAUGCACUGCAAAGCAAGGUGAAAAACUUAAAGGUCUGCCUGUCUGCAGGGGUGAAAGUGAGGUUUACUCAUGAUGAAACUGUAGUAUAUUGUCUUUUAUGUGUAGCUACUUCUACUUUAAGAAUAAUUUUUAAGAUUGGUACAAGCAUUAAACUGCAUUUUAACUAGCUGAGCUCUACCACCUGACAGGUAAGUGAAGGAACCCUUGAUAACCUCUCCAACCACCAUUAAGAUAGACAACCAGCUAAAACCUGAGUUUCAUUACUGUGAGCUGUCCUACAAGCUGCACCCCUAUAUCUGCCCAUAUGUGGAGCUGCCAGUUUUCACUUAACUGAAAUGGUACCAGAUCAAGACACUCCACAUAGUUUCUUUUUAUCUUCAUGAAUUGUCUUUGAACUGAGCCAGAGAUAUCAGAUGGAUUGAUCUUGUCGGGAGAUUUAAACUUCUGGUAUUGAUGCUUAUUUUUGAGUCCUGAAUAUUUUAUAUCAUUACAGCACUUGUGUGUCUCCUCUGCUCUCAGGUACAAUUGGCUUCUUCGCCUGUUUCUGGUUUGUUUCUAAGAUCUACAGUGUGGUCAAAGUCGACUGAAAGAUCCAAAAACACAAAAUUCAACUGGAAUAGAUGGAGUCUGCCUUCUCCGAUGAGCUUCUGAAGCCCUCCGAACUGUCAAAAUGGGCCGAACUUCUGAACCUUAACCUCUCAUAUGCUCCAGCACAGACGUCUCUGUGCUUGCAUGUGUUCACUUCUUAAUAACUUUGUACAUAAAGUAUCUACCUGCAUUAAGUCUGAACAAGAAGAACCCUAAAUGUUUUUUCAAUGAAUGCCACAUUAGAGGAGGCCCCAUUCAUAGGCACAGUCUAGAUGUCCACAGACUGUACCAGCAGAAGACUUUAGGUUGAUCUCUUUGAUUGCAGAUGUGGUGUGAAACUGCAGAUUUUUCAAAUAAAGUUGUGGGUUGUUGCUUUUGACAGCUGCUUGAC
Molecule: messenger RNA, 18889 nt
Organism: Xyrichtys novacula (pearly razorfish)
Lineage: Eukaryota; Metazoa; Chordata; Actinopteri; Labriformes; Labridae
Source: the annotation of a GenBank genome assembly